Messenger RNA from Aspergillus wentii DTO 134E9, 1581 nucleotides. RefSeq lists its product as uncharacterized. Gene Ontology annotation, cellular component: fungal-type vacuole; plasma membrane. The record is from RefSeq and is a predicted model, not a curated record. Gene Ontology annotation, molecular function: tripeptide transmembrane transporter activity; dipeptide transmembrane transporter activity. The transcript has 12 exons. Bases 1 to 1581 code for a protein of 526 amino acids. Gene Ontology annotation, biological process: transmembrane transport; oligopeptide transport. NCBI's taxonomy places the organism in Eukaryota, Fungi, Ascomycota, Eurotiomycetes, Eurotiales, Aspergillaceae.
AUGUCCGACUUGAAUUCCGAUACGACUGCGGAGAAGGAGAGUGCGGAGCAGCAUGAGCAUGAACACGAACACGAACAUGAUCAUGAAGUGAUUCCCCCGAACCUUCGUCGCGUGUGUGAUGAUAUCUCGCCGUGGGUGUAUCUAGUUGCUGUGGUCGAGUUGGCGGAGAGAUUCACCUAUCGGAGUAUCACGGCGCCUAUGCAGAACUACAUCCAGUAUACACGAGACGACCUACGACCGGGUGCAUUGGGAAGAGGCCAAUCCGUCGCAACAGGAAUCAACUACUUCUACUCCGGCUGGUGCUAUCUCACGCCCAUCUUUGGCGCCAUUAUAGCAGAUAGCUAUCUCGGGCGGUUUCGGACGAUAUGGCUAGGGACGGGGAUAAUGGUGCUAGGAAGUCUGAUUCUCUUCCUCACAUCGCUAGAACCGAGUUUAGAUCACGGGGCUGGAAUGCCGGGGUUGAUGGUUUCGUUGGUGUUGAUUGGGAUUGGGACAGGCUGUAUCACAAGCAACGUCAACCCCCUCAUCGCAGAACAAUACACUGAACGCCGAGAACGCGUCAAAAUGCUCGACAGUGGAGAGAUGGUGGUGGUUGAUCCGCAUAUGACGCUGACUACUAUGUACGGGCGAUACUUUCUGAUCAUCAACGUCGGCGCAUUAUCCGUCAUUCCGGCCUCGUGGCUGGAACUGAAAGUCGCCUUUUGGGCUUCAUUCUUGCUCUCGUUGUGUUUUUGGACAUUGCCUAUUCUGGCGUUGGUUAUUGGGAGGAAUAGAUAUGUGGUGCAUCAACCCCGCGAAUCCCCCCUCGUCAAAGCAAGCAAAGUGCUCUAUCUGCGCGUGCGACACGGCAGCUUCGACAGCGUCAAGGCAUUAGGCGCGUGUGAUCAGGGCUUUGUGGAGGAGUUGAAGCGUGCGCUUGUUGCGUGCCGAGUUUUCCCGAUCUUCUGGAUCUGCUACGGACAGACGAAUAGCAAUAUCGUCAGUCAGGCGGCGACGAUGCAGACGUUUGGGAUUCCGAAUGAUAUGAUGGGCUUUUUCAAUCCGAUUUCGGCGUUUAUGCUGGUUCCGUUGAUGGAACGCGUCGUCUAUCCGACUCUGCAGCGAUGGAAAAUGCCGUUUAAACCCAUCACCAGAAUCACAGUGGGCUUUUUGGCCAUGGCGUGUGCCAUUGCCUAUGCUGCUGGGAUUCAACACUUGAUUUAUACCUCGCCCCCAUGCUACGAUACCCCGCUUGGAGCAGAAUGCAGUCAGAAUGGGAAACUGCCUAACCAAGUGAACGUCUUCCUCCAACUCCCCAUCCACGCCCUUACUUCCCUCUCCGAAAUCCUCGCGUACGUCUCCGGCCUGGAAUACGCCUACACCAAAGCGCCAAAAAGCAUGAAGAGCAUCGUCACGUCCAUCUUCCUGGUGAUGUUUACUGUUGGAUGCGCACUAGGCAUUACACUCUCGCCUGUAUCCAAAGACCCGAAAGUGUUGGUCGAGUAUGCGUCGUUGAGUGGGGUGAUGGUCGUCACGGCAGGCGUGUUUUGGAUGCUGUUUAACAAGUACAAUGAGGUGGAGGAGAAGAUGAAUCAGAUGUAG